AUAUUACAUAUCGAUGUCGGCGAAGCAAGCUGUGUUCGCUGCGCGCGCUGUUGUUGGUGCCCGCGCCCGUAUAGCGUAGUCUGCAAGUGCUCGUCGUUAUAUCUAUAUCUUCCAAAAAUAUUUGACUCGACUCUAACUUAGUUUUCCUUGGUUUCGAGAAAAUGUCUCGUGUGUAUGACUAUGUGGUGGUUGGCUGCGGUGGAAUAGGCAGUGCCACAGUAUACUGGUUGGCCAAGAAAGCUGGGAAUCGUGUGCUUGGUCUGGAGCAGUUUAACCUUGCUCAUCACAAUGGUGGAUCACAAGACCACUCUAGGAUUAUACGACUCUCGUACAACAGCAGUGAUUACGUCCAGCUGGCAAGAGGUACAUAUGAAGCAUGGGCAGAAGCGGAAAGGGAAUCUGGGAUCCAGUUAGUAUUCAAGACUGGUGGAUUGGAUAUUGCUAAAAAAGGCACGAUUGGAGCUCAGGUGAUUGAGAACUAUGCUCAGGCCAUGGAUGAGCAGAAUGUUCCAUACGAAAGACUGGAAGGAGAAAGAGUGCGUCGAAAGUUCCCUCAGUUUGAUGCUACCCCUGAUUGGACCUGCCUCUACCAGAAGGACUCGGGACUAGUAGAUGCUGCUAUGGGCAACGCAGUCCACAUACAGCUUGCCCAGAAGUAUGGAGCAACCAUUGUUGAAAAUGCUGCAGUCAUGAGUUUGAAGAAGCGUGGGGAUCUAACUCAGGUUUGCACGAGUCAAGGUGAUUUCCUGUGCAGGAAAGUGAUAGUGACAGCCGGGGCAUGGAUGAAUGAUGUUCUUUCUUCCGUUGGGGUUAAAAUACCACUAACGGUCACCCAAGAACAGGUCACCUACUUUGGUACUCCUCACAUGAAAGAAUUCACAAAGGAUAGAUUCCCAGUUUUUAGCUACGUAUAUCAUGACCACUCGAUAUUCUGUGUACCAAUACACGGUACGAGUGGGGUUAAGAUCGGCAUAGAUGCAGCAGGUCCAGAAGUUGGACCCAACUCUAGAUCUUUCACUCCCGACCCUCAAAGAGAAAGGGAGGUUAUUGACUUUCUUUCUCGGCAUUGUAAAAGGGCCCUAGGUCCAAUACUCUACACCAAGACUUGUCUGUAUGCCAUGACGCCGGACAGGAAUUUUGUGAUUGAUAACUGCAGGAACGUGGGCCAUCCGAAUGUCAUCUUCUGCUGUGGAGCCGGUCACGCAUACAAGUUUGCUGCUGUUCUUGGAAGAAUCCUAAGUCAGUUAGCUAUAGACGGGAAGACAACCUUCAACAUUGCUCCUUUCAACAUGGAAAGAGAUGCGAUUACGGACCCAAACUUCCCCAAGUGUUUCCAACUAGGACUACCAGAAGAAGAAUUGGCUAAACUCCAAGCAAAGUUGUGAAACAAUAUCUGACUGAUCUUCAUUCCAACAAGGAAUUUCUAAUCGAUGAUAUUCUGGCUAAUGUUGAGAUGAAUUCAUCAGGAAAAGGUCUCUAAAUGCUGACAAUACAGGGAAUCAACUGAAAACAAAUAAAUCGAGAAUAUAUUAAGAAUGUAAUCAUGUACCUGAUAGUAACCUGAAGGUGGAAUAUAUGAAAGCAUUUCUAAUCAAGUUGAUUUUGAUACAAAACAGUGUUUAGUAAAACUUUGUUUCAACAAAAUUACUUGCAGAUCUAACAAAAUUAUUGUUCAUGAAGUUACUUCAUGUGGCAAUCCCUUUAGCUCAUACAGGGAAAUGUCUUGGGAUGAUGAAUUAAGUAUGGCACUGGAAAGAGUGUCAUGAAGUGCACAAAUGAUGAUGGAUACAUCUUGGUAACAGUAAAACAUGAAGAAAAAAAAAAUGUUUAAUCAUGUGGGAGCCAACAAGUCGGGCUGCGGAUGGAUUUUAAAAGGAGAAGGGAUGGGGUGUGAGCAUGUAUAAAACCAUAAUUUGGUGGUCAUUUUUAUGUUUUUUUACAUGAAUUUUUUUUUAAUUGGGGCUCCCCAGCCCCUCCCCCUGGUUCUGCAGCCCCUGCAAAUAGCUGCAUCAUUCCUGAUGGCAGGGAGAACAGCUUUCUCAAAGCUUGACAUUCCUUUUAAUAGUAUUCUGCUGAGCUGGGGAUGUUCCAGUUCCUUAUCAUUCUUGGGUAAAAUAAGAAUUUAAAGGGAUGCUCCGGGCUGAAAAUAAUGAUUUAAACAGAUAAAGAAAAAUCAAACAAACAAAACACUGAAAAUUUGAUCAAAAUCGGACAAGGAAUAAUAAAGUUAUGGCAUUUUAAAGAUUUGCAUUAUUCCGUUGAAACAGUUCAAGGCAUGUCUUCAUGAAUAUUUAAUGAGCAAAUUGAUAAUGUCAUAUCCCACUAGUUCUUUUGUAUUUUAUUAUAUGAAAUUAGGUUUAUUCAAUUAGAUUCUACCAAGAAGUGAAAAAUUGGAUUGACGACUGAUUUAAUGCAUUAGAAUUCAUUGCUGCAACUUAUUUCAUUAUUAAGGAGACACAUUGUUCACACAUGUAUGAAAAAGUGAAAGAAUUAUGAUUUCAUAUAAUAACAUAAGAAAAAGGAAAGUGGGGAUGUGACACCAUCAGCCAACCAAAUGAAUAUUCAUGAUGAUGUGCAUAUAACUAUUAUCAAAAAAUAUUGCAAAACUUUAAAAUUCAAUAACUUUGUUCUUUGUUAUCCAAAUUUGAUGAAAUUUUCAGCAUUUUGCUCUGAAUUUUACUCUAUUUACUCUUCGGGUGUGUCAUACAUCAUGUCUUGUUAAUAAGUUAAUAAAGAAUGUUGAUGGGAUGAUAAUGGGUGGAUAUUUUAUGGAAACAAGCUGGUAGGCAGUAGAUUUUAUGAAAUUGGGAAUAUCUGGCAAGGAUUUGCUGCGUGUGACUAUGAAGUAUUUUCCAUUCCAUUGAAGUCUCAAUUCACAAUCGCUUUACAAUCAGCUGGAACAAAUGAAGUGCCAUAAUGGUUGUGAUGAGCCCAGAGUUAAAUGAGAUAUUAAACAAUUACGAAGUCCUGAAUUUCUAAUUAUUUAGUUUAUUUCAAGGUUUGAAAUAUCUUUUCCCCUCGAAAUGUGUUUUAAAAGUAGAAACAUAAAGUUUAAAAAAAGUUCAUCAUCAUAUUUCAAGAUUUAACCAAUGUGAUUGAGACAUAUUUGGCUUGCUAUAUAUUGCAGAUGUUGUAAAAGUUGUGAAAUGGCCCCUGGAUGCUGUUUGAUGUAAUCAGGGACCCAUUUCACACACAGAUUGUUACUGCCAAGUUCCAAAUCAAUCUAAACUUAUGUAUAAUUACCACUUUAUUUUUUUUUCCUAUAAAAUAUGCAUGCCUUUCCUUAAUCCUUGAAAUGGUGCAAUGAUCUUUACUAAUGGCAUAGGCAAUCACUAAAUGAAAGAGUGGAGAAAAAUCUGGUUGGACAUACAAAAUGGUUCAUUUAAAAAAUGAAAUUGCCUAGGUCCACUAACUUGAUAAGUUCUAUCAAUAUGUGAUUUCUUGAAUCAGAAUAUCUUCUUUUUUCUUUCACCUUUUAGUGUCAGUGCUGCUUCAAUGAACUGAAUGUGAAUGAUGAAUUUAAAUUCACAUGUUGCUCUGAAGUUGGAGUGAAAAACUGAAGAUGCUAAUCUUUGAUACUACCUCAUGUACAAUAUGAUCAUGUUUGUGGUGAAACAUUGCAAGAUAAUUGCAAUGUCAAGAAAUACUUCCAAUUUCCAGAAAAGAAACUUUUCUUUUCAAUAGGGGAAGUAGAUUUUUUAAGGGUAAUUAUCAAGUAACACAGCGUGAAUGUGAAAUAAACAACUAUUGACUAGUUUUGAGGGUUGAAAUACUGAAAAUAAACUUUUCACAUUCUAGUAAAAGUACAUUUUUUACACUUUUGUAUGUCUAUAUAUGCCUGUAUACCUACAUUUACAUGUAUAUCAACAUUUGCCUUGGGAUGUUUUUAAAUGAAGUGUAUGAAGUUCAGAUAAUUUACAUAUGUCAUUAAAAGAGUAAAAGAUUGUUUUGAUAUCAUAUUCAAUAUAUUGAAAUAUAAACAGUGUUGAUUGUAUAAAAUCAUUUUUGUUUUGUAUGAAUUUUAUAUUCAAGAUUUAUAUUCAUAUGUCAUGUAUAGUUUUGAUUACGGGGUGUUUAUAUAUUUGACUAUGAUUUAAAGAAAUAAUUUGAAUAAUAAUAAUAAUAUUGCAUUUAUAAAGCAUUAAAGGUUUGUAUCUAUUUUCAUAUUCCUUCAUAUUAUCGUAGUACUUCAUAUAGAUGAUAGACAUGCCUGCUUCAUUGUACAUCUGUGUUUUAUGGGGUGCCAACGGCAAGCACAUAUCGGGGUUCAUGUACUUGUCAAUAAUGUUGGGUUUAGGUGAUCCUAGUGUAGAACCAAACCUUUGCUCCCUAAAAGAAUACAUGGUGUACUAUGAAGCCUCUGCAUUGAUGUAAGUAGUCAUUUUGAUAAUUCAUUACUAACUUUGAUUAUAUAAGAUAUAGAUAUAUGCCAUUAUGUAUGCAUCUUUAUCUUACAGAGAACAGAGUCUGUACAAAUGAUUUUGGGACAACAUAUUCACAGGGAUGUUCGUAUUUAGGCCAUAUUGUUUGUGCAAAAUGUGGUAAGCUUCCAGGGGGAGUGCACUCAACUAUAUUGGUGUGCACACCUGCGGAAAAGCUAGGGGUAUUUUUUGCACGUGAUGUGCUUUGGGUGUCAAAAAGGCCAGAAUUGGGAAAAAAGCUAGCAUAUGGUUGUGGAGUAAAAUGCUAUAUUAUUAGGGUUAUGUUAGUUUAGGGGACAAAAUUGUCAAAAAUGCACGCAAAAAUGCUUGAAUAGGGUAUAGAUUUGCCCGAUGGAUAAAACUUGUUUAGGGCGGGUUUGUAAAACUUGUGGUCGUGCGUGUGUACAGCAAUAUAGUUGAGUAGCCCCCCUUGGGGGCCUCCCUUCCAAAAGAAAUGUGAUUAAUCUAGCUAGAUCAUUCCAUCAUGCAUACAGCAUUCCGUGCGAUCUUUAUGCAUAUGUCUUUACACUUAUUUUAGUGUUCUCACAUUAAUAAAGAGUUGCAGUAAUUAAUAUGAACCUUCCUGUGAAUAUGAUCCUUGAUAUUUAUUGAUUUUCAUGCUGAAAUCUUGUCAUAAUUUAAUAUUUUUAUAGCAAUAUAUUCAAAUUAUGCAUGAAAUGCUACUGUUUAAUGUACAGUAUUAAGCCUUACUUGUGAUUUAUGUAAUUACUAUAUAUAAUAUAGUUUUUAGAGGGACACUGAUUAUACUGUUUCCUUUUUUAAAAAUGUGAGUGAUAGCUAUUUUUGGGAGUGAUUGUUUUAGCUGACUUUAUAUAAAAGCUGUAAGAAUAUAUAUUUUAUGCAAUAUUAAAUUUGAAUAAAU
Molecule: messenger RNA, 5304 nt
Organism: Lytechinus pictus (painted urchin)
Lineage: Eukaryota; Metazoa; Echinodermata; Echinoidea; Temnopleuroida; Toxopneustidae
Product: monomeric sarcosine oxidase-like
Exons: 8
Coding region: 162-1385 (407 amino acids)
Molecular function (GO): sarcosine oxidase activity; flavin adenine dinucleotide binding
Source: RefSeq, a predicted model, not a curated record